AUGAAUUUCCGCAACCUUUUCCUGUCUCUUUUCUUGGUCAUUGCCGUUGGCAUCGCCCUGGUCCAGGCUGAGGACGCCAGGCCCCGUGGUCCUAAGAUCACCAACAAGGUCUUCUUCGAUAUUCAGCAUGGCGAUGAGCCCCUCGGUCGCAUUGUGAUGGGUCUUUACGGCAAGACUGUCCCCCAGACUGCAGAGAACUUCCGUGCUCUCGCCACCGGCGAGAAGGGCUUCGGCUACCAGGACUCGACUUUCCACCGUGUCAUCAAGGAUUUCAUGAUCCAGGGUGGUGAUUUCACCAAGGGCGAUGGCACCGGUGGCAAGUCUAUCUAUGGUGACAAGUUCCCCGAUGAGAACUUCAAGAUCCGCCACACUCGUAAGGGUCAAUUGAGCAUGGCCAACGCCGGCAAGGAUACCAACGGUUCCCAAUUCUUCAUCACCACCGCCAUCACCUCGUGGCUCGAUGGCAAGCACGUCGUGUUCGGCGAGGUCCUCGAGGGCUACGAUAUUGUCGACAAGAUCCAGAACGUCCCCAAAGCCCGCGGCGACAAACCCAUUGACGCUGUCAAGAUUGUCAAAAGUGGCGAGCUCGAGAUGGAGAAGGAAUCUGAGGACAAAGAAUACGACGACAACGAACCCCAAGUCAACACAGAAGUUCCUGUUGAGGAGACCGAUGCCUCCUCAUACUCGAUGCGCCCGAUUUGGUUCCUGCUGGCGAUUGUUAUCGUGGUGGGCAUUUACCUUGUUCGCCGCAACAACCAGCAGCGUGAAAUGAAGGAGUUUGAAGCUUAG
Penicillium maclennaniae is the source of this 789-nucleotide messenger RNA. Its product is annotated as peptidylprolyl isomerase. The record is from RefSeq and is a predicted model, not a curated record. Bases 1 to 789 code for a protein of 262 amino acids. NCBI's taxonomy places the organism in Eukaryota, Fungi, Ascomycota, Eurotiomycetes, Eurotiales, Aspergillaceae. Gene Ontology annotation, molecular function: peptidyl-prolyl cis-trans isomerase activity. The transcript is spliced from 7 exons. Gene Ontology annotation, biological process: protein peptidyl-prolyl isomerization; protein folding. Gene Ontology annotation, cellular component: endoplasmic reticulum; fungal-type vacuole.